CUUGUGGACGUACUUGAUAAUGUACAAGAAAAAAUCAUUGCUCGUUCUUAGCAUUGUUUGUCAAUGGACAAUCGCGAGCACGAAUUCAAUCUUCAAAUUCGGUCCUAAUGCGUCAUCUGAAGAAGUUCGCAGAAAAGAUCAUAGAAAUACUUUACUGGAUUUCUUAGAUCCAAGAGGGAUUCUCAACUCUCCAGGCGAUGCGAAGCUGAGAUCUAAGAGACGAGAUAUAUCGUAUUUCACCCCCAUAUCUUCCGUGAAACAUACUGAUGCACUUCGCUUGCUGUUCAAGACGUUUCUCAACGUGUUCCUGGCAGCGUUAAGACAAGGGAAACCCCCACUGGGUCCGCCGUUUCCGAAAACCAUAGUUACCAAUAUUAAAGAUAUGUUAUUAAAUUAA
This is a messenger RNA of Papilio xuthus (Asian swallowtail), 397 nucleotides long. RefSeq lists its product as uncharacterized. Bases 20 to 397 code for a protein of 125 amino acids. The transcript has 3 exons. Lineage: Eukaryota; Metazoa; Arthropoda; Insecta; Lepidoptera; Papilionidae. The record is from RefSeq and is a predicted model, not a curated record.